UUUGCGUGUUGGAAGAGGCUGUGAAAUUAUGAAUUCUUCGAAAAGGAGUGAAAGUGACUGGCAAGGCCUGGUGAGCGAGUUCCUGGUGUGUAAGCGUAAGCUGGACAGCAAGAAGGAGGCCCUCCUGAUCCUGUCCAAAGAGCUGGACACCUGUCAACAGGAGAGAGACCAGUACAAGCUGAUGGCCAACCAGCUGCGAGAACACCACCAAGGACUCAAGAAGAAGUACAGGGAGCUCAUUGAUGGAGAUCCUUCUUUACCACCUGAAAAACGCAACCAGGUGAACUUGGCUCAGCUGUUGAGAAACGCAAGGGAGCGAGGGAAACAGCUAGUCGAGGAGGUGAAGGAGCUGAAUCAGAGACUGGCAGAGGCCCAGGGGGAUAACAAGCUGCUGAGGAUGACAAUCACUAGACAGAGGCUGGGGGAUGAGGAGGUGGGGGCACGCCACUUCCCCGCCCAUGAGAGAGAAGACCUGGUCCACCAACUGGAGAAGGCAGGGCUACAGAUGGAGGAGCUGGAGAACAGUGUUAAGGCACUGACUGAUGAGCUGGAGGAUGUUAAGGCAGAGCGUGGCGUGUUCAGUGAGAAGGCUGAGCGCCUCAACCUGGAGCUCAACCAUAUCCUGGGUGGCCACGAGACCCGGAUCAUCGACGUGGAUGCCCUCUGUAUGGAGAACAGGUAUUUACAUGAGAGGUUCAACCAAGUCCAAGAGGAGGUGAACUUGCUGAAGUCUAACAUCAUGAAAUACAAGACUGCGUUGGAGAGGAGGAAGAGCUCUAAAUUGUCUGGGAAGUCCAACAGCAGUGCUCUAACAGGAGUCCUCUCUGCCAAACAAGUGCAGGAGUUGUUGUCUGAGGAGCAGGGCUGCAGUCUCCCGGCCACGCCCCAGUCCAUCUCUGACCUAAAGUCCCUGGCCACAGCCCUGCUGGAGACCAUCCAUGAGAAGAACCUGGUCAUUCAGCACCAGAGACACACCAACCGGAUUCUGGGGAAUAGAGUUGCUGAGCUGGAGAGGAAGUUGAAGACAUUAGAGGUGUCCGGCUUGUGGAGUCUUCCAGGGGGACGAGACAACAUUAUGCUGAGCGAGAGCCAGCGACCCGAGCUCCUAUCGCCCAGCAUCAUGCCGUGCCCACCUCAGCCACACACGCACGCAGCAACGCAGCCACCUAAAGACGACAGAAUGGGAGCAUCGUCGUGGGAACGGGCCACAGCUGGCGGUGACUUUGGCACAGAUGGCGUCGGCGGGGAGGGCGCACCCGAGCCCAGUGACGGGGCGGAGGCUAACUGCAUCUGCCUGAGUGACAGGCGGGGAGUGGAGAUUGUGACGCUGUCGGAGGAGCAGGCUGCCGCGGAGCUGGAAGAGGGGCAGAGUCCCGUGGAGGAGGAGGGGCAUGAGGUGAAAGUGGACGAGGAGCUGGGCUCCACAGUGGAGGAGGGAGAGGAGGCGGCCCUGGCGCUCGAUGCCCCACCCUUAGAGGCGGAGUCAGACUUGGGUGAACUCCCACAGCUGCCUGUAAGGCAAGCUACCAUAGAUGACACCCUUGAGGCGGGUCAUUCGACCUGCCAUGAUCAAGCACAGGACUCCCUGACACAGAAGAUGCCUCUAAGCCAGCUUCCAUAUUCAAGACCCCAGACUGGGGUGGCACAGAUGGGUGGGACCUGCACUGUCAAUCAGGACAGAGUGACAGUUGCCAUAGCGACAAUCAUUGAAAAGUGAUGUUUGUCUUGGUUGCAUUACUACUCACUAGCAAAAUUUCCACAAUGUAGACCAACACCCCUUUUGUGCUCCCAGCCAUUCUUUGCGUGAGUCUAUAGAAUGGAUAGAGAGAACACUUUCUCAGCCUCCCAUUGACAGUCAGUGCCUGAAGUGUACUUUGCAUCUAGAUAGUGUUGUUGCUCUGAAAAGAGCAGACAAUCUUGAAAUCAAUCCACUUGCAAGUCUAAUGUCCUACAGGAGUAAUUUAGCAAAGAAAAUAGCAAAGAUAGCAAAGUCCCCCUGCAAACUGCCUCCAUGGUAGGAUAAUCCCAGCUGUUUGCUUCCUGUUUAUUCCUAAGGGUUGCUAGUUAAAUGAGAGCUGUUUUAUUUUUUUCCGUUGCCCACAUACAGGAGCCACUGUGAGUUAGUGUGAUGAAUGUAUUAGAUUUGCAUGGAAAUCUGUGAAGAACAUUGUUCGAGAGUUUGUAAUGUAUUUGUAUUAUUGUAGCUUUAUGUAUAUAGAUUAUAGUUACAGUCACUAAUCAAUUAUGGAGCCAUUUUCUUAUUCUGUUUCUAAUGGAAAAGUAGAUGAUAGCUUGUGACUGCAUGUGCCUUAUA
Molecule: messenger RNA, 2314 nt
Organism: Salvelinus namaycush (lake trout)
Lineage: Eukaryota; Metazoa; Chordata; Actinopteri; Salmoniformes; Salmonidae
Product: coiled-coil domain-containing protein 149-like
Exons: 12
Coding region: 29-1717 (562 amino acids)
Source: RefSeq, a predicted model, not a curated record